Topomyia yanbarensis is the source of this 1475-nucleotide messenger RNA. RefSeq lists its product as uncharacterized. Gene Ontology annotation, molecular function: protein binding. The coding region runs from base 31 to 1362 and encodes 443 amino acids. The record is from RefSeq and is a predicted model, not a curated record. Lineage: Eukaryota; Metazoa; Arthropoda; Insecta; Diptera; Culicidae. The transcript has 2 exons.
UCAGAGCUUGCGGACUGCAAUCCCAAAAAAAUGAAGAUUGAACUGUGCCUUUUCAUUGUUGGUCUUUCCCUGGUUCAGCGCCAGAUUGAAGCCGCAACGACGACUACGUAUGCAUGCGUUCGAGGAGAAUCCUUGAAAUGUGUCAUUCCAAGUGUAAUAAUUUCCGAGGAAACAACCGAUAUCCAACUGCCAGAUCUGAACGGUAAAAGCACUUUACAGAUCAAAAGCGGAAACAUUUCCCAUUUCGAUGAGCGAUUCUGUAGUCAGCUCGGAACAGUUACCAAACUGUAUGUAGGAGCGCUGGGGAUUAAGCAGUUGCUGCUGAAACCGGAACUGGUCGAGGUUAAAGCAGAUAGGAACUCGAUCGAGUCGUUUCAGUUGAAAUCGGACGGGGAAUACAAAACGGAAAUUUUGGAUUUGAGCAAAAAUCGUCUGACGAGCCUGGAUGGGUUCGAAAAAUUAUCCAACGUAAAGGAACUUUUCCUCCAGGGAAAUCUACUUGCUACGGUAGAUAUGAAAACUUUCGAAAAAAUGACUGCACUGGUGACGCUGAACCUCGGUGACAAUCAAAUCUCAGAGAUCGUGGCCACCAAUAUGGUAACUUUACCCUUAUUGGACUCCAUUUCAUUGGUUGAUAAUAAGUUAGACAAACUAGUUGUCAGAAACUGGGACUUCGAAUCCCUUACCGAUCUGGACCUUAGCUCGAAUCAGCUUGUCCACAUAGAAGGCCUCCAAGACGGAUUCGCUAGCCUCAGCGAGAUUGCUUUAGCUGGUAAUUCAUGGUACUGCUCGUGGCUAGCCGAUGUUCUGAACCAUUUCAACGCCAGCUACGUGACCGUGAAAGAUAGCGACAAGGACUGCGAAGGUCUGUCGCCAGCCAAUAUAUGUUGCGUAGCAGAACACGACGCAAAUGAAAAGUAUGACGAACAUUUUCAAAAAUUGGACAAGCUGGAACAGCAACAAACCUUUAUGCUGCAGAAAUUGAACAGUAGAGUUAGUACGUUUGAAAAUGAACAUAAAGAUCGGUUGUCCAGAGUGCAGAGCCAACUCGUUGAACUAUUGAAAAAAGAAGUGACCAAUAUUCCCAUUACGGACACUGAUAAAACAGAUAAGGAAGCUUUCUUGUUAGUAAAAGAGAAGUUGGAAACCUUACAGUCUGACUUGGAAAAUGAGAAGAAGAAUUUUGAAAAGCAGAUUCACGAAAAUAACGGCAGUCAACGCAAACUCGGGAUCUCGAUCGUCGAGCUUAGGCUUGCUUUGGAGCGGGAAAAAAAGAAAAUGGUCGAGGUACAGCAGCAAUUUGGUAUGCUUAAAAGUUAUGUAAUUAGCAAGCAGGCAAAACGGAACGGACUGGCUCCAUAGAAGAUUUUUUAUAAUUGUGAUGAAAAUUCGAGUAAGUUGCCAUAUUUAAUUGUUUUGACGAGAGAAUGUCAUUUUAUUUUUAGGGGCCGCAAUAAAGAAAUACAUGCAAUAGA